GGCAGAUUUGUUUUUCCAACGUUACAUGUAAUUUAAUUUUAACGCAUUAAGAUAAAAGAGAAAAUGUCGGAAACUCCAAAUAUAAAACUAAGACGUAAAGUCAUUUCUUUGGAAACAAAAAUUGAAAUUUUAGAUCGCCUUCGAAAUGGAGAAGGCUCAACAUUUCUUGGCAAAAUGUUUGGUUUAAACGAAGCCACAGUAAGAACUAUAAAAAAAAAUGAAACUUCAAUUAGAGAAUCGGUGAUUUCUGGAACGAAACUAUCUGCUAAGUCUUCAUCAUACACUAGAGAUGCUACUAAAGUAAAAAUGGAAAAAGCACUCAUGCUAUGGCUUGAGGACAAUGCACAAAAACGGAUUCCCGUGGACGGAAACAAUAUCAAACAACAAGCAUUAAGGUUUUAUAAAAUGAUAAAAGACGAACAACCGUCUACCUCUACACAACCAACUCCUGAGAAGACCUACUUAUUUUCUGCAAGCACAGGAUGGCUGACAGGAUUUCUCCAAAGACAUGCGCUUCAUAACAUUAAAAUCAAGGGCGAGAUUGCUUCUGCGGAUCAGAAAGCUGCCAAAGAAUUUUCACAAAAGUUUAAGGAAAUAAUUGCCGAUGGCGCAUACAGUCCAAAUCAGUUUUUUAAUUCCGACGAAACUGCUCUUUUUCGGAAAAAAAUUCCGAGAAGAACAUAUGUUGCCAAAUCGCAAAAGAGUGCUGACAUUCAUGAAAUGCUGGCUGAUAAAGUUCAUAGCGAAGACGAUAUUUUACAUGCUUCAGAGAAUGCGGAUUCUAUAGAAAGCAGUUAUAGUGAAGAUCCUUUUAAGCUUGAUGUAAAUUUAAUUCAAGAAGGACUUCAGCUAGCAAAUAAAUUAGAAUACCAUUUCGUCACAAACGAUCCCAAUGUCGAAAGAGCUGCACAAUUCCAACGUGAACUGAAUUCUUGUAUGGGUCGUUACAAAGAAUUAUACAAUGAGGUAGCAACAAUUGGCCAACAACGGCCAACUGUUACAAAUGUAGAAGCUGAACAAGCAAGGGAAAGUCCAGUUCAAAAUUAUUCCAGAGAUGAUAGUGAUUUUAAACGUAAGCGAAUUCGAGUAACUGAUGAUGUCAGCAAUUAAAUUUAUAUUUCUGUAUUUAUGAAUAUCUUUUUAAUUAAAAAAAAAAGUGUUACCUUUUAAAUUGAAUUACCUAUUCUUCGUGCUAACAAUAUAGUGAUUUAACAUACACACAUACACGUACAUAAAUGUUUUUAGUUCCUGAA
Molecule: messenger RNA, 1253 nt
Organism: Scaptodrosophila lebanonensis
Lineage: Eukaryota; Metazoa; Arthropoda; Insecta; Diptera; Drosophilidae
Product: tigger transposable element-derived protein 1-like
Exons: 2
Coding region: 64-1110 (348 amino acids)
Cellular component (GO): nucleus
Molecular function (GO): DNA binding
Source: RefSeq, a predicted model, not a curated record